AUGUGUCGAAAGCUUUUGACUCAGGAUAGAAUAUUGCAGUGGGACUUUUCUAGAAGAAAGAACAUGAACAUGAUGUGCUGUCUUUUGUGUUAUGAAAAUUUUGAAUCUCACAGUCAUCUUUUCUUUGAAUGUAAGCUGUCGUCUCAUGUUUGGAGCAUCGUUCGGGAUAAAGCUGGCAUGCAUAACGUUAAGGAUCAAUGGUCGGAUAUAGUUGGUUGGCUUUCUGAGCGAGCUAAUUCAAAGUCUACCGGGGAUUAUGUUAGUAGGCUGAUUGUCGCAGCGUCGGCUUAUGUUAUUUGGCAGGAAAGAAACAUGAGGCUUUUCAAGAAUCAAACGAGGCCACCAGAUACUAUUGCUUCAUUAAUUCUGAAUAUGGUUCGAUACAAGUUGUUGGGAGUGAAGUUCAAGAGCACGGUUAGAGUCAAGAGAUUGCUUGACGAUUGGGGGAUUCAUCAAGGUGCGGACGCGGAUGGAAUUGGCUGA
Helianthus annuus (common sunflower) is the source of this 483-nucleotide messenger RNA. RefSeq lists its product as uncharacterized. NCBI's taxonomy places the organism in Eukaryota, Viridiplantae, Streptophyta, Magnoliopsida, Asterales, Asteraceae. The transcript has a single exon. Bases 1 to 483 code for a protein of 160 amino acids. The record is from RefSeq and is a predicted model, not a curated record.